AUACCUAAAUUUUCUCAUUCACACAGAAGAAAAAUCCAAGCUUGGGUAGUUUUAGAGGGGUUUCAUUUCGUUGAUUCUCAAGCAAUGGCCGCUAAGAUUCUUGCGAACUUGAUUGUGAUGGGUGGAGGAAUCUUGGCUAGAGCGUUUGUUCAGGCAUAUCGUCAAGCACUUGCUAAUGCCUCUAAAAAUGGUGUUGCACAAGAUACAAUACAAAAUACUAUCCGUAGGGCUAGCAAGGGAAUGACUGAGCAAGAGGCUCGGCAGAUUCUUGGUGUUACUGAGGAAGCCCACUGGGAGGACAUUGUGAAGAAAUAUGACAGUUUGUUUGAGAAUAAUGCCAAGAAUGGGAGCUUUUACCUCCAGUCCAAAGUUCAUCGGGCCAAGGAAUGUCUUGAGUCUGUUCAUCAAGGCAGUAGUCAGAGUACCCCUAGUUGAGAACAUAGUUCAU
Abrus precatorius (Indian licorice) is the source of this 448-nucleotide messenger RNA. Its product is annotated as mitochondrial import inner membrane translocase subunit PAM16 like 2-like. The coding region runs from base 85 to 435 and encodes 116 amino acids. The record is from RefSeq and is a predicted model, not a curated record. NCBI's taxonomy places the organism in Eukaryota, Viridiplantae, Streptophyta, Magnoliopsida, Fabales, Fabaceae. Gene Ontology annotation, cellular component: TIM23 mitochondrial import inner membrane translocase complex. Gene Ontology annotation, biological process: protein import into mitochondrial matrix. The transcript is spliced from 4 exons.